This is a messenger RNA of Meloidogyne enterolobii, 720 nucleotides long. Lineage: Eukaryota; Metazoa; Nematoda; Chromadorea; Rhabditida; Meloidogynidae. The record is from the annotation of a GenBank genome assembly.
AUGGUCCCAUUAUUGAAGUUUUUUGUGAACAUCACAAUCCUCGAGAAAUACUGUGGAUAUGGAUUUCUGGGAGAUAGAUCUGGCAACCCAAUUUUAAUGUCCCUUCUGGGCAAUAUGGAUGUUGAGGGGAUGCUCCGAUCAGUUCAAUCAAAAGAUUACAUUAAAUUUUCACUUGCUGCCAUAGAAAAGGGUAUAGCUUUGUGUAGACAACGGGCUCAGGAAUCUGGACUUGCUUUUGAGCAGAUGAUGCUCGUCUUCGAUUUAGACCACAUAACAUCUGCCCAUUAUUCAUCCAAACAAUUUGCUUCUUCCUUCACAACCUUAAUUAUGCUAUUUCAAGAACACUAUCCACUUGUUUUAAGAAAAAUUUUGAUUAUUAGAGCACCAGAAAUGGCCAGAAUUGCUUUUAAUUCAAUGACACCUUUCCUCUCUGAAGCAACCCAAAAAUUAAUUGAAAUCCCGUCAGAGGAGGAUUGGAAAAUGGCGUUGAGUGAAUAUGUGGAUCUCGAUGCUUGGCCAGUCCAUUGGGGAGGCAGAAUGUGCGAGAAUGGAGAUCCAAAAUGCCCCUCAAAAGUUCGUUACGGCCUUGGGCCCGUCCCUGACUCCUAUUAUGUUGACCAGUCAACAGUAAUGACUGAUUACGAUCAACUAACUACAGUGUAUGCAGGUGAUAAACAUCUAAUUGAGUUGAGAGUGAAGGCUAAUACUAGAAUAAGGUGA